AUGAGCUCUCCGGCAAAACCACCCACUAGGACGUUUUAUAAUCAUUCGAAUGAUCCCUGGUUCAAGAACCAAUCCAUUGAAUCCUGUGUCACCGUAAAACCAGUACCUGAUUACUUGAAGCAGAGGCAAGGUAAGUUUGGAGAUAAUAAGCCAUCAUCUAAAGAUGAGAGAACUCAAAGGAAGUUGGAGAUAUCUUUAGAUCCACUUGAUCCAGCAAAUUCGUCGAAACACAUGGGAGGUCCAAAGGCUUUUGGUUCUCUUCCUGUUCCUGUCGUGUAUUUGCCUGAUGUUGCCGUCAAGAACCAAGAACAAGACUGGACAAUCCCUCCUUGUUUCUCGAGUUGGGUAAAGCCGGAAGGUUGUCCAGCUACUCUUGAACUACGCCUUGACUCUUACGAAAGAUACCUAUAUCAUGUUGAGAUCAAUGAUAACUUUGGCAAGGUUGCAAAAGUGCUCAUAGAUUAUUACGGAUAA
This is a messenger RNA of Microthlaspi erraticum, 474 nucleotides long. The record is from the annotation of a GenBank genome assembly. NCBI's taxonomy places the organism in Eukaryota, Viridiplantae, Streptophyta, Magnoliopsida, Brassicales, Brassicaceae.